AUGGACCUUGCUACACCCCCAUUGCUCAACGGCCGCCAACAGGGCCAACUAACGACACAGCUGUCUAAUCCGAGUCAAUCUAGCAACGUCGUGACCAUCCCCGAUCCGGAUCCACAUAGGAAUGCCAUCGGGCUCGCCAUUGUGAAGUUGGAAGAUAUCUUGAUAUCUGCCCGAGAAUCACUGCUACAGUCUCGGGAAAUAUCUAUCCCCUUCAGGACCCGACCUUCCAGAAACCGAUCAGUGGACAAUCAUGUCUCAUCUCGGACGACACGAUUAGCAGUUCGCUUUCCGGGCCGCACAGUGGAGGAAGCAACCAAGUUCACACGUAUCAUGCGCAUCAUGCAACUGUCCCUGAGCGCCCUGACGGAAGGCCGGCUGAUAACCAAGAGGAACAUCUACUACCAGGACACCGGUUUAUUCAAAAGCCAGUCCAUCGUCGACAACCUCGUUGAUGACCUUGCCUUUACACUUGGCCUUGGGAGGGAGGAUCUCGGCAUAGAGACUUCAGCCUUUGGCAUAGGCAUUCUGGUCACAGGCAAAGGUUACCCAGAUUUGAACACCAAACAGUUCGUACAUCUCCUCCACACAGCCAAGCCUGAGCUUCCCAUCUUCGCUCUUGUGGACUUCGACUGCUAUGGCAUCGCCAUCAUGCGCUGCUAUAGCCACGGCACAAAGGGGCAUGCACACGAAAAGGCAACGACUGUGCCUAACAUGCAGUGGCUCGGCGUAAAAAGCGACGAUCUCGCUUUCCGUCAGGAUGCAACCCCUAGCUACGGGCCUGAUAUCAACAGCAGCGAAAGGCGGCCCGGUGCGAGCACGUUCGAGUCCUCCAGCACUCUUACUUUACGAGACAGAACGCGCGCUAUCAACAUGAUCAAAGAAAUCGAAGAGGACGGCACCGAAAAUGAUCGAGAUUGCCGACGAGAACUACAGGUGAUGCUGUUUCUCGGCAUCAAGGCAGAGAUCCAAGCUGUGGACACUACAGGAGACAUGUCGAGAUGGCUCGAUGAGCACCUGAAAACUUUCUGA
Messenger RNA from Colletotrichum scovillei, 1029 nucleotides. RefSeq names its product type IIB DNA topoisomerase. Bases 1 to 1029 code for a protein of 342 amino acids. The record is from RefSeq and is a predicted model, not a curated record. The transcript has 5 exons. NCBI's taxonomy places the organism in Eukaryota, Fungi, Ascomycota, Sordariomycetes, Glomerellales, Glomerellaceae. Gene Ontology annotation, molecular function: DNA binding; ATP binding; DNA topoisomerase type II (double strand cut, ATP-hydrolyzing) activity. Gene Ontology annotation, cellular component: nuclear chromosome. Gene Ontology annotation, biological process: meiotic DNA double-strand break processing; meiotic DNA double-strand break formation; reciprocal meiotic recombination.